Molecule: messenger RNA, 2577 nt
Organism: Ylistrum balloti
Lineage: Eukaryota; Metazoa; Mollusca; Bivalvia; Pectinida; Pectinidae
Product: solute carrier family 4 member 11-like
Exons: 20
Coding region: 1-2577 (858 amino acids)
Biological process (GO): monoatomic ion homeostasis; transmembrane transport; monoatomic anion transport
Cellular component (GO): basolateral plasma membrane; plasma membrane
Molecular function (GO): solute:inorganic anion antiporter activity
Source: RefSeq, a predicted model, not a curated record
AUGACUUUUUAUGGUGCAUCAGCGAAAUCAUCACAGGAUGGAAGCAGAUAUGAAGAGGUUAAUCUGGAACUAGGGAAUGUUACACUGAAGAUCUACCAAGGGGACAUAACUCAGGCAAAAGUUGAUGCCAUUGUGAAUGGAACAAAUGCUGAAUUUGAUUUUACAAGAGGAAAAGUGUCAAAUGCUAUCCUCAAGAUGGGAGGAGCAGGCCUCAUGAAACAGGUGAAGCAUUCAGAUGAUGAAGAAAACUCUCUGCUGGCUGGUAAAUUUGAGAAAGUUCCAAUGAAGGAUUUUCAUGCUGAGAUUCGAGCAUUCCGUGAUGUUGAAGAUUUCCUUAACCGAACAGUUCUCAUCCUUGACCUUCCAACAACAGGGCUCACCCAGAUUGUCGACACCAUGCUCAACAAACUCCAUAGCAACAAAGAGGUUGGAUUGACCUUCACCUUAGAAGAGGCUAGACUUGCCAUCUUUACCCAGAAUUCUGUACAUCUACUCAGCCGAACCAUUCAAGGCACCACAUUCAGUGAGGAGUGCGGCUUCCAGAUUGACCAGUCCUGGAUUUGUAUCUUGUGUGAGUUACCCAACUUAACCAGACGCCAUGUUGUGAUAUCCCGCCUACACCACCCAGCCAACCUGGGACCGACAAGUCAGGAGAUUCAAUUUGUCAUCCUUGUGAUGACUCCCACCAAGGAGAAAAGUACAAAGACUGCUUUAGAGACAGGACAGACAUUCUCAACCCUGUUCCUGGACAUGGAUUUCCGACAUCAGCUCCUGGAGGUUUCCACAGAUGUCGAGUUCAAACAGUUGCUGCAGAAAAAAACGAAGUUGCUGAUUGAGCAUCAAGGUCUACCAGAAAAUCGCAAGUCUCACCUUGUACUAAACUCCUCUCCAUUUGAUGACGAAGACGAGAACUCUAGGAGAUGUAAUAUAGGUCAGGGCAUUUAUAGAGAUUUGAAGCGCCGCCUACCUCACUACCUGUCUGACUAUAGAGACGGUAUUAUUGGCCACAAGACCAUCCACAAGGUUGUGUCAACUGUUUUCUUCCUGUACUUUGCAUGUGUCCUCCCCAAUAUCGCUUUUGGUAUGCUGAACAACAACAACACUCAUGGAGCCAUAGAUAUGCAGAAGAUCCUGUUUUCACAGUGUUUUGGUGGAGUGCUGUUUAGUGUGUUUGGUGGCCAGCCACUCAUUGUCCUUCUCACCACCGCUCCUUUGGCACUCUACACCAAACUGAUCUACAAUGUAUGCGAGGAUUUUGAUCUAGACUUCUAUGCCAUGUUUGCUUGUGUUGGAUUGUGGAAUGCUUUCUUUCUCUUCAUUUAUGUGUUCCUCAACCUCAGCAAAUUGAUGAAGUAUUCUUCAAGGUCUACAGAAGAGAUUUUUUCCAUAUUCAUCACUUUUGCCUUUUCUGCUGAUGCCAUAAAAGACACCUUAAAAGAUUUUAAUAAAAACUACCACACUCCCGCAUGUGAGGGAGAUACACAUCCAGCCGUCCAAUCAGGCGCCACAUCUAACAGUAGUGUUGCUAACCUGACUAACACCAUGACUACUUUUGCCAUGGACACUGUUACUAAUGACAGUGCAGUGCUGACCCACAUGUCCGGUGUUGGCGAGUGUCUGAGGGAGAACAGUAUACUAUUUCUGUUACUAAUGCUUGGUACUGUGUGGACAGGACUCACACUUUAUAACUUCACAAAAACACCAUUCUUAAAUGCAAGCAAGCGUGAGAUUUUAGCUGACUAUGCACUUCCUGUUGCUGUUAUUGUCAUGUCCAUUUUUGGAUCUAUUGUCUUCAAGGACAUCAAAUUAAAACCAUUUGAAUAUAAGCCUGCUGAGACCCUGUUUAGAGUAGCACCUAUACACACAUUACCAGCGGCAGCAGUGUUCGCAGCAGCAGGACUUGGCUUUAGUCUUUCUCUCCUGUUCUUCAUGGACCAAAAUAUAUCUAGUGCCCUCGUCAACACACCUACAAACAAGCUUAAGAAGGGAGCAGCUUAUCACUGGGAUCUGUUUGUUGUGGCUGUCAUCAAUGCCAUACUGUCCAUCUUCACGUUACCAUGGAUACAUGCAGCACUGCCGCACUCUCCUCUCCAUGUAAAGGCUCUGGCUGACCUUGAGGACAGGAUAGAGCAAGGUCAUGUCCAUCAGGUAGUUGUCCAUGUACGGGAGACACGUCUGACCGGGAUUAUCUCCCAUGUGUUGAUUGGUCUGUCUAUGUUCUUAUUGCCCUACCCAAUGGCCUAUAUUCCCCGUCCAGUGCUGGAUGGACUUUUCCUUUACGUAGCCAUCACUGCUCUCUACGGCAAUCAGAUGUUUGAUCGAAUCCUUCUCCUCUUCACAGAACAGUCUGCCUACCCUCCUAACCACUACGUACGCCGUGUGCCCCAGAGGAAGGUCCACCUAUUCACUGCUAUACAGCUCGUGCAGUUGUUUGUCCUCUGUAUUUUUGGUUUCUCACCCAUUCCUUACAUGAAGAUGGUCUUCCCUAUCCUCCUCAUGGUGCUUAUGCCUGUCAGACACAAGUUAGUUCCCAAACUCAUUGAAACAAAGUACCUGAAAGCCUUGGAUGGACACUGA